Molecule: messenger RNA, 3406 nt
Organism: Daldinia caldariorum
Lineage: Eukaryota; Fungi; Ascomycota; Sordariomycetes; Xylariales; Hypoxylaceae
Exons: 2
Coding region: 666-2822 (718 amino acids)
Biological process (GO): regulation of transcription by RNA polymerase II
Cellular component (GO): transcription regulator complex; PcG protein complex
Molecular function (GO): RNA polymerase II cis-regulatory region sequence-specific DNA binding; DNA-binding transcription factor activity, RNA polymerase II-specific
Source: RefSeq, a predicted model, not a curated record
UGGGGUACCAAGAUAUCACAUCAAUUGCUUUAAGGCGCUGGGCUUGUUCUAAGGCGGUAGGCUUGUUAUUAUCAAGUCAUUUACACUGCCCCAUACGCCGUAUAACAACGAAAACGUUUUCUAUUUUACGCGACACGUCACGUAUCCCCAGAUAGCUCUACUUUUGUCCCCUGGCUUGCCCAAGUAGCUAUUCGGAAAGGAAGUGCCAAGCUAGGGUAUCACAGUCGCAGAUCUUGCAGUGAAGGGUUGCGAUUUACAGCCAGCUAAGCACCUAAAAAGUACUUAGGCGCAUUUCCCCCCUUCUUGUUCCUGCAGUUUCUUUACUCACCCUCUACAGAGCGUAAGAAAAGAAAAAAAAAACACUACCAUACUGUGUUACAUCUUACAGCAUCAAAUCUAACAAAGACUUCAUAAUAUCAGACUGCAUCAUAUCGCCCACAUUUUACAAUACCCUCUCAAACAGUCUUAACUGAAAGAAGAGUCUCUUUUGGCCCACAUCGUACGUCAAAAACGGCAUUUGGAACUGGGUCAGACUCGCCUAACACAGCCCCCUUCAAACGCACCCGCGCUGCGCCACGCUGCGAGGCAGACUCGGAGACUGGUGGUCGAGUGCAUUCAACCUUGCCAAACUUGGGGUUUCUAAAGACAGAAACAACUUACGCACCAUGGAUCAUCAAGCUAUACAAGCUGCAGGGUCGGCUCGCGGCCGUUCACCAUCCGCCGGGAAUCAGCAGUCUCAUAUAAGAAAUAGUCAUUCUCCUUCGCCUCAUCCAUAUCAGUCCCCGGAGUCAUCGAUCGGUCUCGGCAUUGGCAUAGACCCCUCAUCAGUGAAUCCCCAGUUCACCUCCGAUUUCAACAUUUACCCUAGCGACAACGGUGGCGGCCAGUUUUUGGAUCCAGCGCAGUCGCAAUCUUUCGACCCACAGGGCAUUGCUGAUCCGACAUCGUUUGGACUUAACCAAGACUACUCGCAGUCUCUGGCGGCUCAAUCGCAGGCCGCGUUCUCCCAGAGCCUUCUAGGUUCGGAUUUUAAUAACAGCGGCGAUUUCUCGCUGUUCCCCCAAACCUCCCAGGGUGACCAGUUCAGUACACCUUUAUUUGGUGAUCUGUCUCAAACACAUACGCAGUCUCUUGACCCGAACGACCUGACGAACAUGACGUCCCCGCAAACACACCACUCACCUACCCCUCCUCAUCUUCUAAAGCCAGAACCCGGUUCGGCCCACCAGUCUCCAUCUUUCAACCAACAUCAAUUCUCUUCUCCCGGUCAUUCGAGGCAUGCAUCAUUGGGUCCCGAGGCUGCUCUUAUGCCGGGCCAGUUAGAUUGGAGCCAACCACAGUUCCAGGGACAUAGAAGGACACCGUCAGAAUAUUCGGACGCAUCGUCGGUUGCCCCAUCACCAAAUUUGACUGGCCACGAUAGCUUCGAGCACCCAGAGCACGGACAUUCGCCCAUGCAGCGACCGCAAGAGUUUUACGAGGGGGUUGUAGGACUAGGUAAUUUUAGUAUAACAGGACAUAAUCCAAACAGCCGCAGUCCAUCCCAUAGCCCAGCGAUCUCACCUCGAAUACUCCCUCAGCAGAUGCCUGAUGCCAGUCAGCAAGGUCAGAACAUGAUGUUAAGUACGGGAUAUUCUAACCACCCUAUGAGCUAUUCUAUGCAAACGUCGGAAGAGUUCCCUUCUUUAUCUCAGGAAGCACCAAUAGACCCUUUAAUAGCUCAACCUAUGGCUCCCCCGUCUAUCAAUAUCGACUUCGCGCCUAAUUCCCGGCAAAAUAGCUUUGAGCCUCCCAAGCCGCCAAUGGAUGCUCAGUCUCUAACCCCGCCUGAUAGAGGUCGGCCACGAUCUCGGCCACGGUCAGUUACGGACCCCUAUAAUAGUGGAGGGGCUGUCCUCUCGAGACCCAACACCCCUGGAAACCUGUCGCCACACCUCGGCGCCGAUUUGGCCAACCGCAGCCGUUCCGGAUCCGAGUCUUCAACUCGUUCGCUUUCACCUGGAGACCGAUCAGGUAGCGCCAAUGCUGUCUCCAGGAGACGCCAAUCUAUGUCUGCGGUCCCCAACAAUGUAAUAGCUCUCCGUCUAGCAGACCCGGAAUACCAAGCUGCUCAAGAUAACGGAGGAACGAAGCGGGUUCAGAAACAUCCUGCCACUUUCCAGUGUACGCUUUGCCCAAAGCGCUUUACCCGAGCAUAUAAUUUGCGAUCCCAUCUCCGCACUCAUACCGACGAAAGGCCCUUUGUAUGCACGGUCUGUGGAAAGGCAUUCGCCAGGCAACAUGAUCGCAAACGUCACGAGGGUCUUCACUCGGGCGAAAAGAAAUUCGUUUGUAAAGGAGACCUCAAAGCCGGUGGACAAUGGGGCUGUGGGAGACGGUUUGCUCGCGCAGAUGCUCUGGGUCGACAUUUCCGAUCAGAAGCAGGCCGGAUAUGCAUCAAGCCAUUACUGGAUGAAGAAAUGCUUGAGCGACAACGGCUAUGGCAGGAGCAGCGAAUGCAGAGUAUGGCUCAGAACAUGGCUCAACAGCAGCCAGUCAUGGAUCCCAAUGUCUAUCCUGGUAUGGAGACGAGUGGCUACGCCUUACCUGCUGCCUUAUUGGCACAGUAUCCUGCACUAGCGCAGAUGAACUGGGGCCAAACAGCCGACAUGGGUAACGUGGAGGACGAGCUUAGUGGCCGUUCUAGCUUUGAUGCUUCGGAUUAUGACGAUGGUGACGAUACGGGUUACGUUAGUGGCCCGGGUACAGGAUUCGGAGAGGGCGGUUUACAACAAAAUUUUGGGGAGCAGAUCGGCUAUGCUAGUGAUUACGGUGGUCGCUAGCAACGCUAGUGAUUUCUUCAACCAUCAUCAUCAAAUGUCUUUCCGAACUGAGCAGUAUUAAUCUCAGGAUAAAUUGGAGUUUUCACGAAUAUAUAGGAACGGCUGUAUGGGUUCUGGCGCUCAGCGGGAUGACUUUCAUGAUGACUACUGCCUUAUAAUCGAGGCUGCUCUACUCCUGUUAGAUGGCAUGAUAGAUACCAAUAUUGAAAUUCUAUUCUUUUUCUGUAUUCAACUACGAAUUCCGAUUUCACGUUCCUGGGCGACAGUCGAGCCUGUGAUAAAUACCCUUUACGCAGAGGAAACUAAUAGGAUGGCAUACGCCUAAUAGAACAAGACGCAGUUGAGUUGGGGUCGAAUUUUGCUGAUGGAUUCGUGGCAGGGUAUUUCAAAUAAGCGUUUGAUUAUCCCCACGAUUAGCCUUAUUGAACUUCGCCACGUGGGAGCGGCUGCAUCUAAGAUCAUCCAAGACGCGGACGGGGUGGCUAUGAUGUGAGUUUAUUCUAACUUACAGUGACGAUAUAUGCAAGGUACCCUGAUGUGCAUGCCUUGCUGUAAUUGGCUUGCUAUUUUAGGAUACUGGCGCU